UGUUAUAGAUAAUUUUGCAGUUUUGUUGAAAUGAGUGAAUGUGAGCGUGAGAUAGCUGACGCAAGGAAAGCUAUCACUUCUUUUCUAGGAAUGAAUAGUUUCAAAGAAGUAGAUGUCCGUAAAGCGCUGUUUUCUUCGCCAGGGAUUCAAGGGAGCGAGGAGGAUCAGAAAAACACUGCAGCACUCAAUGUUCGGCUGGAAAUUGAACACGAUACAGAAGAACAACUGAAGAAAACACAGAAAGAGGCCCAUGAGAAGAGGAUGAAGAAGUUCCGGCAGAUGGCCAAACAGUUGGGGGAGGAUGACUGGCUGUAUCCUCCUGUGGAAAAACUUAUCGGCCUUAAAUGAAAUGUUAAGUGAAGUGGUAAUUGAAGAGAAGCCUAUGUGAACUGUGACAGAUGUGCACAUUCUAAGGAUUACCAAACAGUUUUGUGGGCAACUUUUAUUGCCUUCAAUGAGCUAAACUGGAAAUGGCUUAUUCAGAGGAGAAUAUUCAGGGACCUACGAUAGGCCAAACAGAAAGUUGCAGAGUUGCAAGCCAUUGUGAAAAUGUUAAAUUUGGAGGAAGACAGCAUUUUCAAUACGAUUGGUCAGUUUUGCGCCUGAAAAUUGCUGUGAGAUCAAGAACAUUAGUCAACAAGGAAAACUCUAUCCCUGUGCUUUUGAACUUUAGUUUAUGCUUUUGUUUGCAUGUACAUGUUCAACAAGGUCAUACUACAGAAAAUAAGAGUGUGUGAGCUUUUUGCUGUCAUGUUUUUAACAACAAAAAUGGGGCUAUUCACAAUUCAAAAAAUUAAUGUUUUUUCACUCAAAGUAGACUCAUAUUUGUUGGUAUACAUGUUCAACAAGGUCAUACUACAGGUAAUAUAAAAGUGUGUGAGCUUUUUGCUGUCUGGUGUUUAAGACGGAAAACGGGGCUAUUCACAAUUUAAAAUGUCAAUUUCUUUAAAAAACUCAAAUUUCACAAUCCUAAAAUGUAAAUAUAUAUAUAUAUAUAUGAAAAUAGAUUUUAACUCUUUAGCUUUUAGCAAUUAGUACAGAUAUGCUUAAAGUGACACUCUUAUUCAAAAUCAAUACAUACACAUUUAUAACAAACCUCAAUUUUGAUAAACCUUAACUACUUACUAAAUAAUGCAUUUAUAAAUGGAAAAUAUUCAUUACUGAUAACAUGAUUGUUACCAUGUAUUUAAAAGCAGAAAGCACAAAAAUUUAAAUGAUUGGUGAAUGCUAAAAGAUUAACUGUGGUUUACUAUUGUCUCAUAAGGUAGAAAUGCUGUGUUUUAUAAAUGCUCAUUUCUUUCAAAUUAAACUCUGUAUCCUUCAUAAGAACCAUUGUUUUUUACAUUAAUUCAUCCCUUUUGGAACAUUAAAACAAUAUUUAUUAUUUUCUGCAUUUCUUCAUCCUUUUUGCAAUAUUAUUAAUUGUGGUAAAUCUUAGUUAUUUGGGAGUAAGAGUGUAUUUUAAAGUGCAAUAUAAGGCCCUGACAUUUAACCGUACUGCCAAAGGCUCAAUGCAAUUACAAGUUACAUUGUACAUUGUAUGCCUUAAUUGUGGAAAGACAAAAUCACAAGUUAAUUAACUUAGUUAUUGAUGUUUCAUUCGUGAUAGUUUGGAUUUUACACUGAAAUACCAUUCUGUCAAUGUAGCAAACAUGUCCAUUUGCCACCCCCCCACCCCCACCACCACCUACACACACUUACACACAUUCCUUUGUGAUUAAGGAACAUGUUCCAAUUAUUUUUGGACUUAAAAAUAUCUUUCUUUUAUGACUAUUUAUUUUUUGGGGUGGCAAAUACACUUAUUCAUGUAGGCUGGGUUCUGUCAACGUAACUGCCGCCUGUGGUUCACACAAGUCUUUAAGCAACAGUAUGUUCAUUACCUCUGUUUGUUCUUUGACGCUCUUGUUUUAGUUUUAUUGUGGUCAUAUAGUGGCACAACAGUGACACGUAUAUCAUAUCAUGCAUACUGUAUAUCAACAGUAAAUAAAAGAAUUACGAUGUGCAAUACUGUGCUAUUAACUUAAUAUAUAUGUUUUAAAUAAACUAUAUA
This is a messenger RNA of Mya arenaria, 2050 nucleotides long. Its product is annotated as anaphase-promoting complex subunit 16-like. The coding region runs from base 31 to 348 and encodes 105 amino acids. The record is from RefSeq and is a predicted model, not a curated record. NCBI's taxonomy places the organism in Eukaryota, Metazoa, Mollusca, Bivalvia, Myida, Myidae. The transcript has 3 exons.